AUGUAGAUUAUUCCUUAUAUAUUUAGAUUAUAAUUUUUUGUUUUAAAUUAAUGUAUGAUUUACGUAAAAAUAAGUCCCCUUUACCGGGAACGCCUGUAGAAUCCUCAGAAAAUAAAGAUCGAGUACUUCGAAAAGUUAGAGAAUUAUGCGGAUGGAGUCGUCCUUCAUUUCCUGGAUCCCAACCGACCUCUCUUUGCAGAGAAUCAAUAUCGCUGUUGCUAAGGAAUGACUAUGUAGUAUGUGAAAAGUCAGAUGGAGUUAGAGCUUUACUCUUAUCCGCCUCUGGAUCUAUUUUCUUGAUAGGAAGAUUGGAGGAAGUUCAUGAAAUUAAGAUGAAAUUACCCGUGAGGGGGAAUUUAUCGCAAUCGCAACAGUUGACAUUGCUAGAUGGAGAAGUCGUUAUGGAUGAAAACAUUGAAGAUAAUUCUGUAUCAUAUAGAUACCUUUGUUAUGAUGGAAUUUGUAUACAAAGGAAAUCUUUGAACAAGAUGAACCUUAUGGAGAGACUAGCUUUUGUUUACACUCAUGUUAUAGUCCCGUUGAGAAUGGCUGGGAUAUAUUCAUCUACACCUAACAAGCCUACUGAUGGCACUGAUAACUCAGAAGCAUAUGAUAAACUUGAAAUUUACUUGAAAGAUUUCUUCGACAUAACUCAAAUUAAACAUAUAAAUAACAUAUCAGUAAAAUUACCACACAUAUCGGAUGGACUAAUAUUUACUCCAGUUAACAUACCUUAUUCACCAGGAACAUGUAAAUCGCUUCUAAAGUGGAAACCUCCACAUCUCAACACUGUUGAUUUCGGGGUUGAUGUAUUAUACGAUGAUAUUAAAAGACCGAGAUUGGUGCAACUUUUCGUAUCAGAUUCUGGAACAAGGGUAUUUUAUAACGAAUUUCUGGCUCCAUACGGAGAUGUGUACAAGAAGAUCAUGGAAGUUGCACUGACCGACCAAAUAACACAAAUCAUAGUCGAAUGCUCUUGGAUAACAGAUUCUAGAAUUUAUACUUUCAUACCAAAUUUAAGAAACCCUAAGGCUGACAUUAAACAAAGAUCUACGCAGAGUUUAACAGAGGGGAAAAUAGAUUAUGAUUUUGAUAACGGAACAUGGAUAGAAGGAGGUUGGUAUGCGGAAAGGAUAAGAGAGGAUAAAAACCUACCAAACCAUAUAUCUGUAGUAAAAAGUGUUAAGUCCAGCAUAGAAGAUGACAUAACAUUUGAGAUGUUGGUUGAGGAGGUAGAAAUAUUUAAGAAAAAUGGGAAAAUACCAUUAUACAAAAAGAGCCUGUUGCCGCAAAAGUACGAAGUCUUGUAAUUUUAUAAUCAUGAAGCAGAUAAUGUGACCAGUAUUGUUAGAAUGAAACUAUACUUGCAAAUAAAUCAUGUAAUAUGAUAAAUUGACUAAAUAUCUUUAAUU
This is a messenger RNA of Theileria parva strain Muguga, 1412 nucleotides long. RefSeq names its product mRNA capping enzyme catalytic domain protein (gene CEG1). Gene Ontology annotation, biological process: 7-methylguanosine mRNA capping. NCBI's taxonomy places the organism in Eukaryota, Apicomplexa, Aconoidasida, Piroplasmida, Theileriidae. Bases 51 to 1310 code for a protein of 419 amino acids. Gene Ontology annotation, molecular function: ATP binding; mRNA guanylyltransferase activity. The record is from RefSeq and is a predicted model, not a curated record. The transcript has 6 exons.